Molecule: messenger RNA, 1076 nt
Organism: Kickxella alabastrina
Lineage: Eukaryota; Fungi; Kickxellomycota; Kickxellomycetes; Kickxellales; Kickxellaceae
Product: PAC2 family-domain-containing protein
Exons: 1
Coding region: 72-842 (256 amino acids)
Biological process (GO): proteasome assembly
Cellular component (GO): nucleus; cytosol
Source: RefSeq, a predicted model, not a curated record
CGGAAUUUUCCCCUCAGCUUGUACUUCAAUUCAGCAAAAUUAAUUUUAAAAUACUACUUUUUUACUCACAAAUGUUUGCACCAGCAUCCGGCACGAGUACUGAAAUUACAACGCGGGGCAGCACGCUCAUACUGCCCGCCGUCUCCAUUGGAAAUGUGCCGCAGCUAGCAGUCGACCUGCUAAUCAACACACUCAGAAUGCAGCGCAUUGGUGUUUUUGACUCGGCCUCGCUGACACCAGUAUCCGGUCCAGCUGGCUACGACCAUCUCGGCCCAGAAAUCAGAUCACACCCGCUCGAGGUAUACCAGACCAGCAACGGGGAGUGGACAACAUUACAGCAGCGCUCGCCACCACUGCCUAAGCACCACCGACUGUUUGCACGCGAGAUUAUGGAGUACAUCAAGGACGGCGGGUUUGCGAGGGUAGUGGUGUUGGCGAGCAGUGAUGCGGCGCUCCGGACGGAUGCGCUUAUUGAUGGGUCGCAGAUCCGCACGCUGGCUUUCAACUGGGAUGACGACAGCCUGACCAACAGAAUGCAGGCAUUGUCGCUGAGAAACUUGGCUACAGGCGAGGGCCAGAGCGCGCUGGCAGCACCAUUGAACCAAAUUCACGCAGCUGGAGUUACCCGUCCAUUGCUCAAACUGUGCGAGCAGGCUGGUGUUCCAACGUUUGCUAUGGUGUCGCUAGUCAACGAGGGCGACAACGUGCCCGACGCUAUUAUGCUGGCCAACGCUGCCAACGCGGCGCUUGGCGUGGCCGCAGCGGGUGAUAUUGCGCAUUGGCUGCCGCCCAGGAGCUGGGAAUGGUUGAUGCCUACGAGCGUGCCCAGUGAGCUCUUCUAAACUGAUUUGAAUUUUAAUGCUUUUUUUGAUGAUCAAUGACAUGUGAUAUAUUGCCAGUGACACAAUUGACAAAGCCUCUGAUAUCAAUGUGUUGAGCCAAUCAGCACUUAACUACGUUUUACCAGCCCCAGCGCUGACUUCAUAAAAAGGCACACAAUACAAUUCACACCUAUUGACUAUAUUUCAAUCAUAACAAAAAAUGGUGAUAAAGAGAUGUGUAAUUAAAAGUCAAAC